Molecule: messenger RNA, 1209 nt
Organism: Archocentrus centrarchus (flier cichlid)
Lineage: Eukaryota; Metazoa; Chordata; Actinopteri; Cichliformes; Cichlidae
Product: relaxin-3 receptor 1-like
Exons: 1
Coding region: 1-1209 (402 amino acids)
Biological process (GO): immune response; calcium-mediated signaling; cell chemotaxis
Cellular component (GO): membrane; external side of plasma membrane
Molecular function (GO): C-C chemokine receptor activity; C-C chemokine binding
Source: RefSeq, a predicted model, not a curated record
AUGUCAGACACUGACUUACAGAAACUUGAGUUCUACAGAAACAUCCUGAAUACUUGCAGUUUAGACAAAUUCAGUAAUAACUCUCAGCUUGCAUUUCACAAUGUGAGCAUUUACAACUUGCUGGGGUUUCCCGAUCCACCCCCCUGGCAGAGGAUACUCAUAUCUGUGGUGUAUUUUAUUGUGGCUACAGCUGGAGUAUUGGGGAACUUGUUAGUGAUGUUCCUGCUGUACUCUACUCACACCAUCACCACAGGCAAUAUCAAUUUCUUUGUUUUUAACUUAGCUGUGGCAGACUUACUGUUUUCACUGGCCUUACCAUUUUGGGCUAUUGAUAUUGCAUUGGACUACAGCUGGCCCUUUGGCCUGGGUACAUGCAAGGCUGUGUCCGUACUCACUGGGUUGAAUGUGUUUGCUAGCUGCUUUUUCCUCACAGCUAUGAGUUUGACCCGGUACUGCUAUGUGGCAACUGCUCUCAAACCCAGUGCUUCCCGCUGCAGCCGGUCUUGGGCUUUUCCAGUGGCCACAGCUUUUAUCUGGGCUGGAGCACUCAUAGCGGCGGCACCCCGAGCUGUGUUUGCAGACCUGAAACAUGUGGGCUUUGGCAACGACACAGCAUGCCUCCUCCGUUUCCCAGAUGGUACAGCCUGGCUUGGAAUAAACCAACUCCUGCGAGUGGUGCUGGGAUUUUUGCUGCCCUACGCCAUUAUGAUCCUCUCCUACCUGCUUCUGAUGCGCUUCCUCCGUCAGCAUAAACUGAAAGGCAGCAACUCUUGGCGAAAGACUGACAUUACAAAGUCCGUGGCGGUGGUGGUACUUUCGUUCUGUGCCUGCUGGUUCCCGUACAACGUCCUCACACUUUGGGGUUCCCUGAUCCAACUUGACAUCAUUGAUAUGACCCCCUCAUUCUUCUGGGCUCAAACAUACUUUUUCCCUCUGGCCAACUGUUUGGCUUUCACCAGCUGCUGCUUCAACCCUGUCAUCUACUGCCUGGUUAGAAAAGAAUACCGUGUGGCUCUCCAUAAUGUGCUCUUCAAAUUAAGUUUAGCUAUUAUGUCCAAGGUGCCCUAUGAUAUUAAUUCUGAAGUGGGGUCUGGGCAAGCAGGCCAGCUGGGUACUCCAGUCAACAACAUUUUCAGCCACACAUCUCAAACUGACAGCAGGAAAUAUGUACCUCUUUCAACACUGCCAACUGUAGUGUCCACUCUGUAA